GUAACUAAAGAAUAUCAGUUCUACUGAAGGAAUCGUUCGCAGGUCAUAAAGUGAACAGAUUAAAGGGGAUUCUCAUUUUCUAAGACUUUUGUUUAUCAGUGAUACAACAAAAGGGUACGUGGCAAACUACACAUCAACCAUCGGUUCAUGUCAGUACAAGGAGACGUUAUCAUAAACGAAAAAAAAGUGGCUAAUUGCUAACACUUGUUUUCACUUCUGCAUCAGUAUUAAAGACAAAUUAAGCUAGAAUCCUACAAUAGAGUAAUAGGCAAGUUUAGGUAACUAUGAUUCGAGCAUUACUUGUCGACGUUUCGACCAUGACGAACAGUUUUCUGUGAUUGCAAUAGAAAAGAAUGGGGCCUAUCUCGGUCAACAAAUGAAAUGUUAAUCCCACUUGACCGAAGAUUAACUUAACUUUGUCGAUGGGACGUCAACCGAUGUUUUCACAAUGGUUGUGUUUUAGGACUUUGCUGGAAACAAAGACGAAGAUACUAUCAUUUUUAACGAACUAAACCCGCCAAUCAGAGCUCGUUUCAUCCGUUUCCAACCACAGGCUUGGUAUGGGCACAUAUCGAUGAGGGUGGAGCUGUAUGGCUGUCCAGCUUGUCUGGGCGCUCUUGGCAUGGAAGAUGGCUCAAUCUCCGAUGGUCAAAUAAGUGCUUCUUCGCAACUGGAUUCCAGUCAUGCCGUUAUCCAUGGGAGACUUCAUUUUAAAGCAACUUCAGGCAAAGCGGGAUCUUGGUCUGCUCGCAGCAACGAUGUUAACCAAUGGUUCCAGAUUGAUCUGGGAAGUCGGCACACCGAAGUGACACGUGUAGCAACGCAAGGAAGAAACAAUUACCCCCAGUGGGUAACCAAGUACAAACUGCAGUAUAGUAACGAUGGAGUGAACUUCCAGUACUACAGGGAUCAAGGAAAAACUGCAUAUAAGAAUUUUACUGGAAACAUCGACCAGGACACUGUGGUAUAUCAUGAAUUAAGCCCGCCAAUCAAGGCACGUUACAUCCGCUUUCUACCGCAAGCUUGGGCUGGCCACAUAUCAAUGAGAGUGGAGCUGUAUGGCUGUCAAGAUGAUCAACUGUGUGAUACGUCCGUUGACUGGUGUGGAUGGAAAAACGUCCGUGGGUGGAAAAGAGUCAAAUACCAAGAGCUUGACCAGGACCAUCAAUAUGACAGCGGCGUUAAGGAUAUUGAGAUUGCCAGAGGUAGGUACUUUAAAAUGUUCUACGCACCCGCAGAUCUCAAUUGGCUCUCAAUAAAUGACGACAUAAAAUCUUUAGCUUGUCUGGGCGCUCUUGGCAUGGAAGAUGGCUCAAUCUCCGAUGGUCAAAUAAGUGCUUCUUCGCAACUGGAUUCCAGUCAUGCCGUUAUCCAUGGGAGACUUCAUUUUAAAGCAACUUCAGGCAAAGCGGGAUCUUGGUCUGCUCGCAGCAACGAUGUUAACCAAUGGUUCCAGAUUGAUCUGGGAAGUCGGCACACCGAAGUGACACGUGUAGCAACGCAAGGAAGAAACAAUUACCCCCAGUGGGUAACCAAGUACAAACUGCAGUAUAGUAACGAUGGAGUGAACUUCCAAUACUACAGGGAUCAAGGAAAAACUGCAUAUAAGAAUUUUACUGGAAACAUCGACCAGGACACUGUGGUAUAUCAUGAAUUAAGCCCGCCAAUCAAGGCACGUUACAUCCGCUUUCUACCGCAAGCUUGGUUUGGCCACAUAUCAAUGAGAGUGGAGCUGUAUGGCUGUCAAGAUGAUCAACCGUGUGAUACGUCCGUUGACUGGUGUGGAUGGAAAAACGUCCGUGGGUGGAAAAGAGUCAAAUACCAAGAGCUUGACCAGGACCAUCAAUAUGACAGCGGCGUUAAGGAUAUUGAGAUUGCCAGAGGUAGGUACUUUAAAAUGUUCUACGCACCCGCAGAUCUCAAUUGGCUCUCAAUAAAUGACGACAUAAAAUCUUUAGCUUGUCUGGGCGCUCUUGGCAUGGAAGAUGGCUCAAUCUCCGAUGGUCAAAUAAGUGCUUCUUCGCAACUGGAUUCCAGUCAUGCCGUUAUCCAUGGGAGACUUCAUUUUAAAGCAACUUCAGGCAAAGCGGGAUCUUGGUCUGCUCGCAGCAACGAUGUUAACCAAUGGUUCCAGAUUGAUCUGGGAAGUCGGCACACCGAAGUGACACGUGUAGCAACGCAAGGAAGAAACAAUUACCCCCAGUGGGUAACCAAGUACAAACUGCAGUAUAGUAACGAUGGAGUGAACUUCCAAUACUACAGGGAUCAAGGAAAAACUGCAUAUAAGAAUUUUACUGGAAACAUCGACCAGGACACUGUGGUAUAUCAUGAAUUAAGCCCGCCAAUCAAGGCACGUUACAUCCGCUUUCUACCGCAAGCUUGGUUUGGCCACAUAUCAAUGAGAGUGGAGCUGUAUGGCUGUCAAGAUGAUCAACCGUGUGAUACGUCCGUUGACUGGUGUGGAUGGAAAAACGUCCGUGGGUGGAAAAGAGUCAAAUACCAAGAGCUUGACCAGGACCAUCAAUAUGACAGCGGCGUUAAGGAUAUUGAGAUUGCCAGAGGUAACUACGAGAUUCACCUUCACGACUUCAGUGUUGGCUACGUGUCAUUCUCUGAUUUGUCAGCAAGUGGUCGUGGUUUUACCAUCUGCUUCUGGUUGAAGACAACACACAGUGGCUUUUUCAUCGAAUACGAAGUCGCCGCAUCUAGGGAACAAAAUGCGACCUUGGUGCUGAAGCUUUACUUUCAUAACCACAGUUUUGAUAUUCAGUUUGGCAGCAUAAGAAGCAACAUCCCAUUGAGCGUGACCGAUGACAUGUGGCACCACGUGUGCGUGGUAUGGGAUGGUGAGAGCGGGCUCUUGGAAGUCUUCAAAGAUGGCGAAAGAAAACAUCAUCCAACUAGGUUUCGAGCAGGUUCACUCAAUGUAGUCAUUGAAGGCAUAGGAACUAUGACAAUAGGCUUCAGAGCAACAAACAAAACUGAGUCCGUCGGAGCAUUGAGUGGUUUCAAUGUGUGGUCGUAUGCAGUGAUCGCAGAGGAGAUACUGCGCAUGUCAUACGGAUGUGGGGAUGAGACAGGAGACGCAAAGGCGUGGCAUACAGUUAGACAAGGAAUGAAGAAAAGAGUUGCGGUGAAAGAGUUUCGAACUUGUCACGAUAGAAAAGGUGACCGACUUGAGGUAGAUACCAACGCAACUCGUUUUAAUCAGACUGCUGUGCUUGUGAGCCCACUAUACAACAGAUCACGUGACGGGCACAGCAAAUGCUUAAAGUUUCGCUACAUGUUGAGAGGACCUGGAGAAAAGACACUUACAAUUUACCAGAAAGUAGACAACCAUCGAGAAACGCCAGUUUGGGUUUCUGAACGGGAAACUGAUGUGAACUGGAUUUACGGUCAAGUUCCAUUGAGUUCUAUUUCGAAGUUUCAGGUGUCGAUAAAAGGUGAAGUAGGGAAGAGUAAUGACUCAAUAGCAUUGACAGGAUUGUACAUUGACGAGAAAUACUGCAAGCACGAGCCAAUGGGGGCCAAGCCAGCUUGCAGCAAAAAUUUAUUCAACAUGUCAGGGUAUUUCUCCUCUCCAUCAUUUCCUGGGUAUUAUCUUGACGACAUGUUCUGCACUUGGCGCAUCACUGUCCCCUCGGGUCACAUCAUUCACCUGGAGUUUCAAGAAUUCCGUCUCAAGGAUCACCCUAGUUGCAAAGACUGUUUUGUUAAGAUUUUCGAUGAGCAGGAAUUGGCAGCACCUACACCAGGCAUAUUCUGCGGCUAUGUGUAUCCUCCUCUUGUAGUCUCAUCUUCUAAUCAUAUUACGAUUGUUCUUUCUUGUCAUGGAGAUGUACACAAAGCAAGGAUCAAGGCCUUUUAUCACUCUGUUAGUGGUAUGUGAAGUUUUGUGCGCUUAGCUUGUGUUUAUAUUACCUUUGCACGUCUGAAUAGGCCAAUGAAUAACCGACAAUUAGUUACAUCGAAGACAUCAAAAACUAGCAAAAUAAUUGGGAAGCCCCCAAUUGGAAGCCGUUACAUGUCUCAAGCGGUGUCUCAAAAAGAGGUCGCUCCAUAAAGGAAACCAAGAGCUUUGAAGCAACUUAAGAGUUCUAUACUGCACUGUAAAUAUUUGGCAGGUAAUGUUCUUAGAAGAAAGUUGGUUCAAAGACAUUGUUGAAAAUAUGCUUCAUAAGGCAGUGGGUAAAGCGUUAACCCUCGAACGUACAAGCUAAUUCAUACCCCCAUCGUGGUACAAGGAGGGCAUAGGGGAUUGGAUGGAAUCCCCUCCCCCCUUCUUGGGUUUUCGCUCUGUUAAGGCGCAGCGAAAUCUACCUUGAAUUGAUUAUGUAGCCUUCGGCUUGCUCUACAAAAUUACCAUAUUUGUUGGUUGUGACUUAAUACGACGUCA
Molecule: messenger RNA, 4396 nt
Organism: Orbicella faveolata
Lineage: Eukaryota; Metazoa; Cnidaria; Anthozoa; Scleractinia; Merulinidae
Biological process (GO): protein phosphorylation; G protein-coupled receptor signaling pathway
Cellular component (GO): membrane
Molecular function (GO): ATP binding; G protein-coupled receptor activity; protein binding
Source: RefSeq, a predicted model, not a curated record